CAGAAAGAAAACCAAACAGGCAGCCACUGAGCGCGAGGUCCCUCGACCUCCGCACGCCCCCCACCCCGGGGCUGUGCUCAUGUCACCUUCCAACGCACAACCACCACCACCUCCACGGUCGAGCUCACCACAAGAAAAAAUGGAAUCGCUGCAACCACCAGGACCUCAGCUCCUGCAGCCGCUUUACAAGCAGAGAUCCUGGUCUCCAGAUGUCUUCCGGAACGAAGCUUGGCUUCGACGCAAGGGAAACAGCAAGAACCGGAGGAGCAAGAGCGUCACAGACGAGGAUCUGGAUGAGCUCAAGGCCUGUAUCGAGUUAGGAUUCGGAUUUGAUUCCCCUGAGGCGGAUCGGGAUCACCGCCUCUCUGAUACUCUACCCGCUCUCGAACUUUUCUAUGCAGUUAACAAACAACACAACGACGUUGUUUCCAAGUCUUCUUCUUCUCUCUCCACCGUCUCCGACGGCGAAACUCCCUCCCCGAUUGGCAGUCCUCUCGCCAUUUUUGGACCAGGGGAUAAUCCACAAGCGAUGAAGACGAGGCUGCGGCGGUGGGCGCAGGUGGUGGCUUGUUGUGUGCGGCAGAGUUCGUGACGGCGGCGAUGAAUCCGGAUAUCACACCAGGGUCAGUCUAAACCAGGAACCAAACAAACCAGGGUUAUUCAAGUAACCAACAAACAGCGAAUAUAGUGAAGAUCAUUUUGUUUGAUACCAUUCCCCACCACAUACGCAGACUUUGUUUGGUUAUAUAUUCAGAAUUUAUUUAAAUUUAGCAAUCUUACUUUUAAUUUUUUUA
Rubroshorea leprosula is the source of this 794-nucleotide messenger RNA. The record is from the annotation of a GenBank genome assembly. NCBI's taxonomy places the organism in Eukaryota, Viridiplantae, Streptophyta, Magnoliopsida, Malvales, Dipterocarpaceae.